GCAAUCAAGCGUAUAUAGACGCCUACAUCUUGGAUCAGUGCUGCAAAAGCGAGAUGAGCAAGCCCGAAUCGAAUGUCACGGCGUCAGAGCAUUGCACCGAAUUGAAAUAUAGCCAAGUAGAAUGUUUAUUGCUUGCGUUGUUCGGGUUAUUCAACGACGCUCUGCAGAAAAAGCGAGUUAGUACAGGUAAACCGACACAAAUUGUUCGGUUAUUGAAAAAAAAAAAUGAAACUACAUUUGUCCAGAGACGUGGCUAUGCGUGCAAGAUUACCGUGCAUCUUGGUUUUCCCUACACACAGUCUCUUUUAUAUCUGCUCUAUUCCCAAGCUGGGAACACGGCAUCUCAAUUCUUGGCUUUUUUGCUGAGUUACAUUUCUUUUAUGAUGCAUAUUACGAACAGAGUGUUUCCAACUUCCUUCUCUCCAUGCUCGUCUACGGACGAGGAUUCGGCACCCGACAGUCCCUUUACGAUCAUCGAAAGCACGUUUAGAGGGGAGAUCAUCUACGAGACACUCUGCUGCACCUGCGAAACGCCGAAAGACAUAAAUGAUGUCUUCCUGCAUUUACCUAUCGACAUAAAACCGCACACUUCUGUCAAGCAUAGUUUGAAUCGCUUUUUGAGGACGCAUUAUACACGCAGAAUUUUUUGCGAGCAGUGUCACAGCCUUCAGGAGACCAAAGUGUCUCCGAAAUUCGACUGUUUGCCCAAGGUUAUGAUCCUGAAUCUAAGGCGAUGCAAAAGUAAAGGAAACGUCCGAGAUGAUGUCAGUAUUUCGCAUCAACUUGCAUAUUCUCACGAAAUCCGCAUACCGCCGUCAGAAACACUGUACACACUAUAUGCUGUCAUCGCCCACUAUAGCCCACAUUUCUCUGGGGAUUACGUCAGCUAUGUUCGGUCCAAAGAAGGCUGGAUCAUGUUCGACGAGCUGGGCGUUCGUUCGGCCACGACUGUGACGCCUAAUUUUUCUUUCCUUGAUGUCUACGAUAGCGUCAAUCAACGCAUCGGGAAAACAGGCGUCUUUGAAGAAAUCCUGUUUUACGAGAAAUCUCAAAUAGAUUCACUAACGCUAGAAACCUCGUAACUGGAGGCGCCAUCUGCCUCGGUCUUCGUCACGACAGAUCUUGUCUUGUUUGGCCGAAAUCCGCUUUUCUCUCUCUCUCUCUCUCUCUCUACUGAAUGAAACCUCUUUACUGUCGCGGAAACCAAAGCGACACUUUGUAAAAGAAGAGAUAGCUCUAUUUGAUCGCGUAUUUGUUCCAUCUGGAGUGAUCACCUUUACCGUGCAUGUCUCCCUUACCCACGUCUGGUCGCGGCGUGAGUUUACAAAAAAAAGCGUCUUCUAAAGCUUCAACUUGAUUCAAAGCGGCAUCGAUUUUCAUUAUGCGCUCGUUUGGCAUUCAGCAGGCCGGAUACACAUGAAACGAGAGUGAUCGGCCCUAUGAAGUCGACGGCAACCAGUUCGACAACGCGGCUCAGAGCCGCGUUUCCACUUCGAAAAAUAGAGCACGAAAAAAAAAAAGCUAGAACAAAAUCUAGAAAAAGCUUGUCGAUCGUAUAGCACAAUUUCUUCGUUCUGAUAGCCCGUCUGCACAUUCAGAAAUAAAAUCCUUUUUGACGCGAACCGUU
This is a messenger RNA of Schistocerca gregaria, 1627 nucleotides long. RefSeq lists its product as uncharacterized. Bases 54 to 1082 code for a protein of 342 amino acids. Gene Ontology annotation, biological process: protein deubiquitination. The transcript has 4 exons. Gene Ontology annotation, cellular component: nucleus; cytosol. The record is from RefSeq and is a predicted model, not a curated record. NCBI's taxonomy places the organism in Eukaryota, Metazoa, Arthropoda, Insecta, Orthoptera, Acrididae. Gene Ontology annotation, molecular function: cysteine-type deubiquitinase activity; cysteine-type endopeptidase activity.